AUGUCUGUGGUUGCAGUUGGGGCGUGUUAUGUGGACACUAUCCUGACAACACCACAUUAUCCCGGGGAAGACGAGAAAUUGCGCGCCUCCAGCGUGACACGACGCCGUGGUGGAAAUUGUCCCAAUACCUUGGAGGUGUUGCAACAGUUGGCCCAGCAUGCCCCAUUAAACCAGUCACCGACAUUGAAUUUGAUUACUGUGCUGCCAGCGAAAUCUUCGGUUGCAUCGGAGCAAAUCAGAUCUGCCUUCGAGCCUCGAGUUCGGUUAGAUCACUGCAUUUACCGGGACCAGUUUACCGAGCCGGCAUCUAGCUACAUCAUCAAGAGCCAGUCUACGGGCAGCAGAACCAUUGUCAACUACAAUGAGCUUCCCGAAAUGACUGUGGAGGAGUUCUCGCGGAUUGCAGAUGACUUAGGCCCUCGAACAACUUGGUUCCAUUUUGAGGUGCGUGGCAUGAGCCAAGGCUUUCUGGGAUUACCGACUUGGAGAAGAAGCAAAAUAAAUUUCCGUGCUAACUGCUUCCAGGGCCGAGUACCAGAUGUGACCCUUGGCUGCAUUCAUUAUCUCCGACAACACUUUCCCAAUGCUCGUGUCAGUGUGGAGGUCGAGAAACCCGGUCGAGACGGUCUACAGGAGCUUGCUGGAGAGGCGGAUGUGGUUUUCUACUCAAAAGGCUGGGCCCUUGUGAGAAUACUAUCAUGCUUGCAAUUUUAG
This is a messenger RNA of Penicillium lagena, 714 nucleotides long. Its product is annotated as Ribokinase-like protein. NCBI's taxonomy places the organism in Eukaryota, Fungi, Ascomycota, Eurotiomycetes, Eurotiales, Aspergillaceae. Bases 1 to 714 code for a protein of 237 amino acids. The record is from RefSeq and is a predicted model, not a curated record. The transcript is spliced from 2 exons.